CCUGCUUUAUAUACCAACAAGCUAACAUGACCGGGCAGAAAAAAACCUGCGAAUACAAGUUCCACACAGAGUUUCAAUCGCAUGAGCCGGAAUUUGACUAUCUAAAAUCGCUAGAGAUCGAAGAGAAGAUCAACAAGAUAAAGUGGUGUAGACGACAGAAUGCAUCCCACUUCCUGCUUUCGACUAAUGAUAAAACGAUAAAGUUAUGGAAGGUCUUUGACAAGUCGCUCAAGGUAGUCGCCGAGAACAAUCUGUCGCAUGAUUUGACGCCCGCAAAUGCCGUUGGCGGCGGAGGAGGGUUGCCGCGGGCGCCCCGGAUCCCUCUGAAGGAUGCGUCGGCGUUGAAGCUGCCCAGGAUGACCCACCAUGAUACCGUCGUGGCCGCCGUGCCUCGACGAACCUAUGCGAAUGCGCACGCCUACCACAUCAAUAGCAUAUCCGUCAACAGUGAUGGCGAGACGUUCAUCAGCAGUGAUGAUCUCCGCGUCAACCUGUGGAACCUCAACAUCCAAGACCAGAGCUUCAACAUCGUCGAUAUCAAGCCCGCCAACAUGGAGGAGCUGACGGAGGUCAUCACCGCCGCUGAAUUCCACCCGACAAGCUGCAACUGGUUCAUGUAUGCCAGCUCCAAGGGCACCAUCAAACUCGCCGACAUGAGACAGCGGGCUCUGUGCGACGAGCAUCAGAAGCUGUUUGAGCAAGAAGAAGAUGCAUCAUCUCGUUCCUUCUUUUCCGAAAUCAUUUCGUCCAUCUCCGACGUUCGCUUCUCCCACGACGGCCGCUACAUCGUUUCUCGCGACUACCUGACCGUUAAGAUCUGGGAUGUCAACAUGGAGCGACAGCCCGUCAAGACGAUUCCUAUCCACGAACACCUGCGACCGCGUUUAUGCGACACAUAUGAGAACGACAGCAUCUUCGAUAAGUUUGAGGUGGUCUUCUCGGGCGACGCCGAGAACGUGAUGACCGGCAGCUACAACAACAACUUCAUGAUUUAUCCGACGGACUCCAGCAAGGAGACGGAGAUCGUCCUGCAAGCAGACAAGUCUGCUUUCAAGGCGAAGAAGAUCGAUUUCAACAAGAAGAUCCUGCAUAUGAGCUGGCAUCCCUUCGAGGACAGCAUUGCCAUUGC
Penicilliopsis zonata CBS 506.65 is the source of this 1129-nucleotide messenger RNA. RefSeq lists its product as hypothetical. The annotation marks the transcript as partial. The record is from RefSeq and is a predicted model, not a curated record. Gene Ontology annotation, cellular component: cytosol; protein phosphatase type 2A complex. The transcript is spliced from 3 exons. NCBI's taxonomy places the organism in Eukaryota, Fungi, Ascomycota, Eurotiomycetes, Eurotiales, Aspergillaceae. Gene Ontology annotation, molecular function: protein binding; protein phosphatase regulator activity. Gene Ontology annotation, biological process: peptidyl-serine dephosphorylation.